Messenger RNA from Doryrhamphus excisus (bluestripe pipefish), 1836 nucleotides. NCBI's taxonomy places the organism in Eukaryota, Metazoa, Chordata, Actinopteri, Syngnathiformes, Syngnathidae. The record is from RefSeq and is a predicted model, not a curated record.
CCCAAAAAGUUUUUGCAGGUGUGUUGAAGUGUCUGACGUCGUCAUUUCGGUAUCUAAAAGUCUGAAACGUAAUGCAUAUGCGUUGUCGGAGUAUAAGGGUCGUUUACCAGCACGACGCCAUAUUGAAAGGAGCAGGUGCUUUGAUAGAACUACGGAAUUGCUCCUGGUGACAGAUGGCGAGUUCUUCUCUCCCCCACCACCACCGCCGCCACCACCACCACCCCACCCACCCCAGGGGGAAAGCCAGUCUCUGUGAAUGCGGCCGCAUGUCAAUCACCGGCUCUCAUGUGAUGGCUCUUGCCAAUGACGUGCCAGCCAUAUGGGCCUGGCAUCACAGCCUGCGAUGCAACUCACCCGUGCAGUCCUCCCUCCACGCGUCUGGGGCUGCAGACAGAGGCAGGGUGGCCGCAGAGGAGGAGAAGGAGGAGGAGGAGGGAAGAGGAGAGGGAGUGAAGGUGGACUCGGAACAAUGUUGAGCCGUCUGUUCAGUGAGGUUCUGCCGGACGUUCAGAGGCUCGCGGCGGACUGGACCGAGGACAAAGACAGCGUGGACUGCAAGGUCAAGGUGGAGUCUGGCCACCUGGCAGGGGAGGACGAGAUGGACGAGCCGCGGGGGGGCAGCAGUCGAGCCGAGUCCGAGAUGGCAGGCGACGACGACGAUGAAGAUGAGGAGGAGGAGGAGGAAGAGGAGGACGCGGAGGAAGAACAGGGCGAGGACGGGGACGAGGGGGGCGGGGACAAGCCCAAGAAGCGCGGCCCAAAGAAGCGCAAGAUGAGCCCGGCCCGGGUGGAGCGCUCCCGGGUGCGCAGAAUCAAGGCGAACGCUCGGGAGCGGACGCGCAUGCACGACCUGAACUCUGCCCUGGACAACCUCCGCAAGGUGGUCCCUUGCUACUCAAAGACCCAGAAACUGUCCAAAAUCGAGACCCUACGCCUGGCUAAGAACUACAUCCUGGCCCUGGGGGAGAUCCUCCGCAACGGGAAGCGCCCCGACGUGGUGAGCUACGUCCAGAUGCUGUGCAAAGGCCUCUCCCAGCCCACCACCAACCUGGUGGCCGGGUGCCUGCAGCUGAACAGCCGCAACUUCCUCACCGAGCCGGACUCUGCGCGUUUCCACAUGCCGGGAUCCCCUUUCUCCGUGCACCCCUAUUCCUCCUACCGGUGCCGUCUGUCCAGCCCCGGCUACCAAGGCGCCGGCACCAACCUGCGACCACACUCUUACAGCACCGGCUACGAAGCGGCGUACCCCGCCGGAGCAACGUCCCCGGACUACAUCAGCCCGGACUACGAGGGUCAGCACAGCCCCGCGGGGCCGGGCUGCGUGGCCGGGAAGCAACAGGAGUGCGACGUGGAACGGAACUAUCACUACUCCAUGCAUUACUCCGGACUCAGCGGUUCCAGAUCCGGUCGAGGUUUGACGUUUGGCCCCUCGGGAACCCGGGAGAACAUUCCCCCCUUCCAGGAGGGCCCCUACGAGGACCUGGGCGCCUUUUUCCACAACUAAUGACAAUCCUUACAUGAACUUCCUUCAAAUGUUCUCCUGUAAUCUGAUUACUGCUCCUAUACUGUUUGUGCAUUGUGCAGUAUUGUGUGUACAAAAUACCGACAACACAUGUAAUAUGACUAAAUACACGAAUAAAACACAAAGAUGUUUUAGAAUUGUCUGAUAUGAUCCAGCAUUGCACUCACUCUCCAAAAAAAGGUUCCUCGUAAAUAUGAUUAUUUUUAAUAAAUUAAAUUUAGCAACCACCAAAAUAUUUAAUUGCAAUUUACUAAGAAAUAUAAACUUUUUAAAGAUUAAAAAGUGUCAAAAGGAUUAUUGUCAUUGUCUAAAAC